Messenger RNA from Pararge aegeria (speckled wood butterfly), 841 nucleotides. RefSeq lists its product as uncharacterized. NCBI's taxonomy places the organism in Eukaryota, Metazoa, Arthropoda, Insecta, Lepidoptera, Nymphalidae. The transcript is spliced from 5 exons. The record is from RefSeq and is a predicted model, not a curated record. The coding region runs from base 151 to 771 and encodes 206 amino acids.
UACACAAAAUGUUCGAUAUACCAAUAGAAAAAACUAAAUAAAUAAUGUACUCCUAAAUUUAUAAAAUUAAAAUAAACUAAAACAAAAACAUGCUAAUAUUGUGGGUUUGAGUAUUCAUUUCAACGGGUUUUGGAAAAACACACUGUUAAAAUGGCAAGCUGCUGUACAUGCAAAGGUCUAGGACGCUCACAGAAGUCGAGUCUGCCUCUCAUAUGCCUUGUCCCGCGAGAUGGCCAUCCCGAAAACAGUGCCCCUCCACGACCCACACCGGCUACAACCAAUAGCGCGAGAAGUAACUUUGAACUCCUGGAUGAAGACUACAUCAAGAAACAUUUUAAAUUGCCGCAGCGUUCUUUAUACCUUGAUCCUUUCAGACGACCUCUCAUAACGUUUCCCAUGACCCAAGAAGAUGUUAAAAACUUCAACCUGGCAAGAAAGUACAAAAUCAACCAACAGAUAUUAGACGGAUUCUUGGACCCAAGUGCAGCUAUUUCCGCCCCUAGUGUGUUUCCCUACGCUAAAUCUGAGGCCGAGAAAAAGAAAGAGGCGGAGGAAGACGAGGAAAUCAUUUAUAUCUUACAACUACCCGAUUGGGAGUUCAAGUGCCCAGAACACAAUCAGACAAUAAGGACUCCUAGAUUUAUAUGGCAUUCUUGUAAAAAGUCUAAGGGUAAAGGUGCUGAAACCAAACGAGGAGGGGGUCCGUUAAAUAAACCGAAACCAUGGUUACUAAGCAGACACACAGAUUUCGAUUUGUUGUCACAAUGGUAACAAACUGUCUACCUUCAAAAGUUGUCAAUGAAUAAUUUUGCAAAUUAAACAAUAAAUUAUAUCACAUUCA